This is a messenger RNA of Opisthorchis viverrini, 346 nucleotides long. RefSeq lists its product as hypothetical. Lineage: Eukaryota; Metazoa; Platyhelminthes; Trematoda; Opisthorchiida; Opisthorchiidae. The transcript has 3 exons. The coding region runs from base 56 to 346 and encodes 96 amino acids. The record is from RefSeq and is a predicted model, not a curated record. Gene Ontology annotation, molecular function: nucleic acid binding.
GCGGAACGUCCUCUACUUCCUGCUUUCGUUUCGCGCUCUCCCGCCAUAGGUUGUGAUGGAACGCUACGCUAAAUCGCCACCUAGGAUCGAGGGUAUGGUCUCUCUGAAGGUGGACAACCUGGCCUACCGCACCACUAUCGAGGAUUUACGCCGUGUCUUCAGCCGGUACGGUGAAGUUGACGUUCCAGGUCUCCACGACGAAAUGGAAGACGUUCGCGGUCGUUUUCUCCUGGGCGUGAUCGCCGGCCUCCACGCGCGGAGCUGUUUCGCUGGGGUGGAGUGCAUUGUUUGCAGUCUGACCACUUCUGUUCGGGGUAUGCACGAGCUGAAAUGUGGCGGUCGCUGA